Molecule: messenger RNA, 2972 nt
Organism: Acipenser ruthenus (sterlet)
Lineage: Eukaryota; Metazoa; Chordata; Actinopteri; Acipenseriformes; Acipenseridae
Product: interferon regulatory factor 4-like
Exons: 9
Coding region: 380-1690 (436 amino acids)
Biological process (GO): regulation of transcription by RNA polymerase II; immune system process
Cellular component (GO): nucleus
Molecular function (GO): protein binding; RNA polymerase II cis-regulatory region sequence-specific DNA binding; DNA-binding transcription factor activity, RNA polymerase II-specific
Source: RefSeq, a predicted model, not a curated record
UCAUAAAGAGCAUCAUUAUAAAUGUAAUAUUGCACACCUCUUUCACCAUCACGAUCUAAAAUCCCAAUUAGGUGCUUGGGAAAUUCGAUUACUGUAAUAACAGUGGGGCAGAGAAAUACGCCAUGCUCUAGUCUGAAACCGACGGGAAACCGAAAGUUUGAAACUAUUAUACUUCUGAACUGUUUUACUUUCGAUUCAAAACGUAUUUCACUUUGGAGCUUGUAAAACAUAAACCGUUUUGGAGGGGCUCUUUUUGAGAAAGCAAUGCGAAGUUUGAUGUGGAUAUAACAAAUCCAACAGCGAUUGAUGUGCAUCACUUUUUUUUUCUUCUAGGCUAUAUCAACAGGUUCAUUUUAACUGAAGCUUUUGCGGCAGUGAGAUGGGAGAUCGUUGCAGGAACAUGCGGUUACGAGAGUGGCUGAUUGCUCAGAUAAACAGCGGCAAUUAUGCAGGGCUGAGUUGGGAGAACCCUGAAAAAACCAUGUUUCGGAUUCCUUGGAAACACGCAGCUAAACAAGACUACAACCGGGAUGAGGACGCGGCUCUUUUUAAGGCCUGGGCGGUGUACAAGGGCAAGUUCAGGGAAGGGAAGGACAAGGCUGACCCCUCUACCUGGAAGACACGACUUCGCUGUGCAAUGAACAAGAGCACCGACUUCCAGGAGGUCCCUGAGCGAAGCCAGCUGGACAUCUCGGAGCCGUACAAGGUGUACGAGAUCAUGGACGAGGGGGACAAGAAGACAGACCCACCGGACAGCCCAGUGCCCCCAGCCCAGCCGAUCUAUAGCAGCAGCCAGCAGCACACGCCCCAGAGAGGUCCUCAUGCUCUGCAGUCUCAGUUCCCCAUGGAGGUUGAUAGUGAAUGGGAGAAGGUGACUGAGAAGCCCAGUAUGCAGUACCAGGCUGCUGCCCCACUCAAACCUGGAGACAAUAACAGACAUGUGAAGGGAACGUUUUAUACAUGGACAACACCUGGAACCCAGGCACCUGGGAAAGCCCAGACCUUCCAGGCAGCACUGCGCCCCUACCCAACACAGCUCCAGAUAACAGAUUUCCGCAUGAACGUGUGCCUGUACUACCAGGGCACGCUGGUAGAGAACUUCACAAGCAGCACGAUGGAUGGCUGCCGGAUCCUGCAUGGCUCGGUGCCCGUGGAGAACGAGCACAUCUACGGCCCGUCCAGCAUGGAACAGCUCCGCUUCCCCUCUCCGGAGAGAGCCGGGGCUGACAAGCGGGUCGUCGAGGCCAUGAGCCGCCUGCUGCCCCACCUGGAGAGGGGUGUCCUGCUGUGGGUGGCCCCAGACGGAGUCUUCCUCAAACGCCUCUGCCAGGGCCGGGUCUACUGGGCCGGGCCCCUCGCCCCGUUCUGUAACCAGCCCAACAAACUGGAGCGUGACAAGACCUGCAAACUGAUGGACAUGCAGCUCUUCCUUCAAGAGCUGGAGCUGUACAUGCGAGAAGGCUGUCCGUGUCCCCGCUUCCACAUCGACCUGUGCUUCGGAGAGGAGUUCCCUGACCCGCCACAACACAAGUCCAAGAAACUCAUCACUGCGCAUAUCGAGCCCCUGUUUGCCAGAGAGCUGUACAGGGACGCCCAGCGGAUUGGUCCGGGGACCCCGCACAGCCUCCAGGUACCCAAGACCAACACAGACGAUGGGACCCACAGCAUCACCAAGUAUCUGGUGCAGUGAGUGAUGGUACCAUUCUCCUUGAGCACUGUUCUCAUUGGACCAGAUACUCGUUUCACUGACCUCCGAUGACAGCUUCCGGUCUUCCACUGAGCCCUGAAUAAUGAGUGCUGUACUGAAGCAGCCUCAGUACUGAGUGAGCUUGCAGGGAGAGAGAGAGAGAAAGAGAGAGAGAGAGGAGAGCAGCAGCACAGGGUUCAUCCAGCAGGCUUUCCACAAUGGGAUUCCAGUCAGUGGAAACUCAGCUAACUCAUCUCAGUACAGCUGAAGACUCCAGCCUCCAUCUCAACACUACAUCACCUGAGCUCGGGACUGGUGAGAGUCUACCACGCUCUCGCAGACAGAACCCACCACCCAGAACUGGACACUGACUUCCUCUCUUCUGAGCAGUCUGCUGAUGUGGAGAUCAAUGUUGUACAUCAGUACUUUGAAACACUUUUACUUUUCAUUGAAUUAUAUUUUUUAAGGAAGGAUCUAGAUAUUUUUGUAUGUACAGUAGGGUACCCAUAGAAUAUUCUCUAACUGGAUAUUCUGCACUCUAGAUUGGCUGGUUACGUUUGGAUUUCAGUUUAUUUGAGUACUGUUCUUGUGCCGAUUUGAAGUUUGGCUUUGCAUUGUAUUAAUAGUAACUGCAGAAACUGCAUGAGCAAUAGAUUUGGAGAUGGUUUGAGAAACUGACAAAUAAUGACAUUCUUACAAACCAACGUCUUAAGGCUUUUUAUUUUUGUAUUUGUAUGACUAUCCUGAAAUGUGAAAAACCAAUCUUUUUCUCUUUCCUGUGUUUAUGUACUGAUGAGUUUCCCGAUCCCUGUGAAGAGGCUUCGUGAUUUUGAGUAUUAUCGGGAAUCUUGUGAAUGAGUUGAACGCAUUGCUUUGUGGGUAACCUUAAUUAAAGGUGAUUAUUAUAACUAAGUAAUUAAUAUUUUAUUUUACACAAUAAGCUCCAGGACAUGUAAUUAGAUAUGAACUAAAAUAACAGGGUGGUUAUUUACACUCAUUUAUUGAAUGAUAAAAAAAAAUUCAAAAGCUUGCAUGUUGAUGCAGAGUUCCUUAAUAAGCAACUUAUUCUCGUUCGGCUUUUUUUAAGCAAUCGGAAUUGCAGUGAGCUAAGGAUCAGACAAGACAUUUCUCUUUGCCAAGACCAUACACUGAAUCAUUACAUUUUUUUAAAUGUAUUUUUAAGCUGAAAAAAAAGUGAAUCUUUGAAUUUCUAAUCACUGGUGGCUGUUGAAUUUCAUUUAUUGUUUGUAUCAGUUACUGUUCAGUAAAAGUUUUGAUCGGUUGU